AUGUCACAAACUGCCACCAAGGAGAUCUUGGUUGCUCACGAAGAAGAGCACGUUGGUGGCGAGUCUCCGGCUGAGAAUCAAGGUGCGCAACCAGACCAUCGAAUAGUCAAGGCAUAUGAAGGUGAUGGCCCCGAACCUGCCAUCACCCUGAAGACUUGGUUGGCACUUACUGCCCUUAUGUUCCACUAUAGCACGCACAGUGCCUUGAUCAGCAUCUGCGGGCCCAUCAUCACAUACAUCAACGCAGAUUUGGCCAAGACCGUUGCAACUGGGAUAGCUGCUCUCAUCAUAGGCACUACUACUGAUCUUCUUGGUCGACGGUGGGUGACCAUCGGAGGGUCGAUCCUGGGUGUCAUCGGCUGCAUCUUGGGGGCUACCGCUCAAUCGGUACCACAAGUCAUUGCAGCAAUGGCAGUCAACGGCAUUGGUGGUGGCGCCUCAUUGAACACCUUCGCUUGCAUGGCGGAAAUCGUGUCGAGGAAACAGCGAGGACUCGUGUUUUCCAUAAUGUACUUCAUGACGUCCUGCUUCGUCAUUGCGGGCUCUCUCAUCGGACAUGCCAUGUUGAGAACUGCGGCUGGCUGGCGAACUCUGUUCUAUCUGCUCAUUGCCAUGAAUGCACUGACCACCGUUCUGGGCUAUCUCUUCUAUCGACCCGGGCCGCCAUUGGCCUUGCAGACAACAACCAGGCGACAGAUCAUCAAAGACUUUGAUUAUGUUGGCCUAUUUGGUGUAACAGCCGGACCGGUCUUGUUACUGAUUGCCAUUAUCUGGCUUGGUGGUGCCUAUCCGUUCAAUUCACCUCAGGUCCUCAGCACGUUUAUCAUCGGGCUUGUCUUGAUUUUCGCCUUGGCCGUAUAUGAGGUCUACGUACCCAAGAAUCCGCUCCUGCACCCAUUUCUCUUCAAGGAAGUGCGCAAAUUCGUUACAUUGCUCGUGGUCACCUUUACCAGUGGAAUGCUAUAUUACUCUCUCCUGACCUUCUUGUCGCAAUACCUAUCAUUGGGCUAUACUGGCUCUAAUCCGAUCCGGGUUGGCGUGCUUCAAAUUCCAUUUGGAGUGGGAACCACCAUUGGAGGCAUUGGCAUAGGUCUAGUGUUCCGGUGGCUACGACAUCAACGAGUAGCUUUGCUCCUGUCGAUCGUUGUUCAGACCUUGUUUAUAGGACUCCUAGCUGUCCCAGGUCCGAGCAAUCUCGCCAUGGCACUUGCAUUUAUAUGCAUGUCUGGUAUUGGAAUCGGUGUGGAGCAGGUGAUCACCAUUCUCAUGGUCCAGCUGGCCCUUCCCGAAGAGUGGAUUGGGUUUGCAUCCGGAUCCUUGACGGCUUUUCGUUUGCUCGGUGGCUCUGUGGGCACCGCCAUGUACAUUACAAUCUUUCGACGAGAGGUACCCAAGCAUGUACCGCAGGCCAUUGCAAGAGCCGCAACUGAAGCCGGGGUGUCGAGCGGUUCAAUUCCGGAUCUCGUGACAAAACUCUUGACCGGCCAGGGCCCUGAAUUGACUUCCAUUCCCGGAGUCAAUGCUGAGAAUCUCGUCCCUAUUACGAAAGCUCUUCGCGCAGGAUACUUAGACUCGUUCCACAUUGUGUGGUACGUUGCGGUUGGUCUGGGUGUCUUGACUCUCAUUUGUGCCGCAUUCCAGGCAGAGCUCUCGAGUCAAGUUGACAAUACCGUCGCACAAAAGAUUGGGGAUGAGGAGAUCAAGACCACUGAUGGUUCCAAGGGCUUUGGACUGCAUUGA
Messenger RNA from Fonsecaea nubica, 1740 nucleotides. RefSeq lists its product as hypothetical. The transcript is spliced from 13 exons. Gene Ontology annotation, biological process: transmembrane transport. The record is from RefSeq and is a predicted model, not a curated record. Lineage: Eukaryota; Fungi; Ascomycota; Eurotiomycetes; Chaetothyriales; Herpotrichiellaceae. Gene Ontology annotation, molecular function: transmembrane transporter activity. The coding region runs from base 1 to 1740 and encodes 579 amino acids.